This is a messenger RNA of Uncinocarpus reesii 1704, 804 nucleotides long. RefSeq lists its product as uncharacterized. The transcript is spliced from 4 exons. The coding region runs from base 1 to 804 and encodes 267 amino acids. The record is from RefSeq and is a predicted model, not a curated record. Lineage: Eukaryota; Fungi; Ascomycota; Eurotiomycetes; Onygenales; Onygenaceae.
AUGGAUCCCACUGGAAUCCCAUUUCUUCCAGAUCCUGUUCGAUGCACUCCAGCAAUGUUACCGAAUAAUCCGGACGAGGAUUUCCGCCACUCUUCCUUUUUCAAAACCUGGACGCAUCUACCUUCGCCGGAAGCUGUCCGUUCUAUGGCUCGUGCUCAAUAUCUAGCAGGCUCCAGUCCGGACAAGAGAAAGACUCUUGGGGAAAAAGGCCCAUUUUAUUCUCCACCACCUGUUGUAUUUGCAUCCGCGAAUUUGUUUGUCAAGUGGGGUUCCAAUGUGACAAUUGCAGAAGGCCAGAGUCUCUAUGCUGUUCACCACUUCCUAGAAGGAGGCGUGCCAAUUCCUGAAGAUCCAAGGGACCCCUUUGUAGGCAGCAUCAGGCGAGGCCAUAUUUAUGACAGAGCCAUUGGUGAUCAGUUCACAUUGGAUGCAGGGCCAUUUUGUUCUGUUAAAGAGUUUCAUGACUGGUUUGCUUUCCUCUGUCGGCGCCGUAUGGAAGAUCCAUACUCUACCCCCAUGGAGCCAUUCCGCUCCGACCUCCCUGAUGAUGCUGAAAUAAAAUUCACGCAUGGGGAUCUUCACCGGAGUAAUAUCAUGGUAAAAAAGUCGGAUUCAUGGCAGAUCAUCGCCAUUGUUGAUUGGGAGCAAUCAUGCUGGAUGCCAGAAUACUGGGAGGCUCGAAAGGCAAGCUUCACCGCAGAAUGGAAUAGUGAAUGGAAUAGCAGGUAUUUGCCAAGCAUACUGCAGCAAUAUGAGAGCACAGUGGAUGCGUGGUACUGGUAUACAUCGUCAACGGGACCAUAG